Messenger RNA from Loxodonta africana (African savanna elephant), 10383 nucleotides. It is a transcript of the gene COL6A3, whose product is annotated as collagen type VI alpha 3 chain. Gene Ontology annotation, molecular function: serine-type endopeptidase inhibitor activity; protein binding. The transcript has 44 exons. Lineage: Eukaryota; Metazoa; Chordata; Mammalia; Proboscidea; Elephantidae. The record is from RefSeq and is a predicted model, not a curated record. The coding region runs from base 52 to 9642 and encodes 3196 amino acids.
GCAUUUCCUGUUUUCCUUUCAGCUGGUGUUGGAAAACAUCGCAGGAAAACCAUGGAGACCCACGAAGAAAUUCCAAACUUCAUUCCCUCUGCCACCAGGGGCCCAGGCCAAAAGGUCCAUAGUUGGUGCUUAGACAGAUUCAAAAUGAGGAAACACCGACAUUUGCCAUUAGUGGCCCUCUUUUGCCUCUUUCUCUUGGGCUUUUCCACGACUCAUGCCCAACAACAAGCAGAUGUCAAAAAUGGUGCCGCUGCCGAUAUAAUAUUUCUAGUGGAUUCCUCUUGGAACGUUGGAAAGGAACAUUUCCCACUCGUUCGAGAGUUUCUAUAUGAUGUUAUAAAAUCUUUAGCUGUGGGAGAAAAUGAUUUCCAUUUUGCUCUGGUCCAGUUCAACGGAAACCCACAUACUGAGUUCCUGUUAAAUACCUAUCGUACGAAACAAGAAGUCCUUUCUCAUAUUUCCAACAUGUCUUAUAUUGGGGGAAGCAAUCAGACUGGAAAAGGAUUAGAAUACGUAAUGCAGAACCACCUAACUAAGGCUGCUGGAAGCCGGGCCAGUGACGGAGUCCCUCAGGUUAUCGUAGUGUUAACCGAUGGACGCUUGGAGGACGGCCUUGCCCUGCCCUCAGCGGAACUUAAGUCUGCUGAUGUUAACGUGUUUGCAAUUGGAGUUGAGAAUGCAGAUGGAGGAGCGUUAAAAGAAAUAGCAAGUGAACCGCUCAAUACACAUGUUUUCAACCUAGAGAAUUUUACCUCCCUGCAUGACAUAGUAGGAAACUUAGUGUCCUGUGUUCGUUCAUCCGUGGCUCCAGAAAGAGCUGGAGACACAGGGACCCUUAAAGACAUCACAGCACAAGACUCUGCUGACAUAAUUUUCCUUAUUGAUGGAUCAGACAACACCGGAAGUGUGCAUUUCACAGUCAUUCGAGACUUCCUUGUGAAUCUCCUUGACAGACUCUCGAUUGGGACUCAGCAGAUACGAGUGGGGGUGGUCCAGUAUAGCGAUGAGCCCAGAACCAUGUUCUCCUUGAACACCUACUCCACCAAGGCACAGGUUCUGCAGGCGGUCAAGGCCCUCAGGUUCACUGGUGGGGAGUUGGCCAACAUUGGCCUUGCCCUUGAUUUUGUGGUGGAGAAUCACUUCACCCGGGCAGGGGGCAGCCGAGUGGAGGAAGGGGUUCCCCAGGUGUUAGUCCUCAUAAGUGCCGGGCCUUCUAGUGACGAGUUCCGUGACGCGGUGGUAGCCCUGAAGCAGGCUAGCGUGUUCUCAUUCGGUCUCGGCGCCCAGGCCGCUUCCAGGGCAGAGCUCCAGCACAUAGCUACCGAUGACAACUUGGUGUUUACUGUCCCGGAAUUCCGUAGCUUUGGGGACCUCCAGGAGCAAUUACUGCCGUACAUUGUUGGCGUGGCCCAAAGACGCAUUGUCUUGCAACCCCCAACCGUUGUCACUGAAGUCGUUGAAGUCAACAAGAGGGACAUAGUCUUCCUCGUAGAUGGCUCCUCUGCACUGGGACUGGCCAACUUCAAUGCAAUCCGCGACUUCAUUGCCAAGGUCAUCCAGAGGCUGGAGAUUGGACAGGAUCUUAUCCAGGUGGCAGUGGCUCAAUUUGCAGACACUGUAAGGCCUGAGUUUUAUUUUAAUACCUACCCCAGUAAAAGGGAAGUUAUGAACACCGUGCGGAGAAUGAAGCCCCUAAAUGGCUCGGGCCUGUAUGUGGGCUCGGCACUGGACUUUGUCCGCAACAACCUGUUCACUAGUGCGGUUGGCUACCGCGCUGCAGAGAAGGUGCCUAAGCUCUUGGUGUUGAUCAUAGGCGGUAAGUCCCUAGAUGGGGUCAGCCAGCCUGCCCAGGAGCUGAAGACAAACGGCAUCAUGGCCUUCGCCAUCGGAAACAAGGCUGCCGAUCAGGCUGAGCUGGAAGAGAUUGCUUUCGACUCCUCCCUGGUGUUCGUCCCCGCAGAGUUCCGGGUUGCCCCUUUGCAGGGCGUGCUGCCCAGCUUGCUGGCGCCCCUCAGGACCCUCUCUGGAACCACUGAAGUUCGUGUAAACAAAAGGGAUCUCAUCUUUCUUUUGGAUGGAUCACUCAACAUUGGAAAAGCCAACUUCCCUUAUGUUCGUGACUUUGUAAUGAACCUAGUUAACGGCCUUGAUGUCGGACAUGACAAUAUUCGAAUUGGUUUAGUGCAAUUUAGUGACACCCCUGUAACGGAGUUCUCUCUAGACACAUACCAGACAAAGUCAGAUGUGCUGGCCCAUCUGAGGCAGCUGCAGUUCAAGGGGGGCUCAGGCCUGAACACGGGCUCGGCCCUGAGCUUUGUGCAUGCCAACCACUUCACCGAAGCUGGCGGCAGCAGGAUCCAUGAACACGUGCCGCAGCUCCUGCUUCUGCUUACAGCCGGGCAGUCUGAGGACUCCUAUUUGCAAGCUGCCAAUGCGCUAGCGCGCGCAGGCGUGCUGACCUUUUGCGUGGGCACUAGCCAGGCGAAUAAGGCCGAGCUUGAGCAGAUUGCUUUUAACCCGAGCCUGGUGUAUCUCAUGGAUGAUUUCAGCUCCCUGCCAGCUCUGCCUCAGCAGCUGAUUCAGCCCCUAACCACAUAUGUUAGUGGAGGUGUGGAAGACGUUCCACUCGCCCAGCCAGAGAGCAAGCGAGACAUCCUGUUCCUCUUUGAUGGCUCAGCCAAUCUUGUGGGCCAGUUCCCAGCUGUCCGAGACUUCCUCCAUAAGGUCAUCGAUGAGCUGAACGUGAAGCCUGACGGGACCCGGAUUGCGGUGGCUCAGUACAGCGAUGAUGUCAGGGUGGAGUCCCGUUUCAAUGAGCACCAGAAUAAGCCCGAGAUCCUGAACCUAGUGAAGAGGAUGAAGAUCAAGACGGGCAAAGCCCUCAACCUGGGCUACGCCCUAGACUAUGCGCAGCAACACAUCUUUGUGAAGUCAGCUGGGAGCCGGGUCGAGGACGCAGUGCCUCAGUUCCUAGUGCUGUUGGUGGCUGGGAGGUCAUCCGACCGCUUUGAUGGGCCCGCCAAUAACCUGAGACAGAGCUCCGUGGUGCCUUUCAUCCUCCAAGCCAAGAACGCAGACCCUGCAGAGUUAGAGCAGCUAGUGCCGUCUCCUGCAUUCAUUCUGGCUGCUGAAUCGCUUCCCAAGAUUGGCGAGCUCCAGCCCCAGAUCGUGAACCUCAUAAAGACAGUGCAUGGUGGGGCGCCAACACCAGUUUCAGGUGAAAAGGACGUGGUCUUUCUGAUUGACGGCUCCGAGGGCGUCAGGAGUGGUUUCCCCCUGUUGAAAGAGUUUGUCCAGAGACUGGUGGAGAGCCUGGAUGUGGGCCAAGAUCGGGUACGCGUGGCGGUGGUGCAGUACAGUGACCGGACCAGGCCCGAGUUCUACCUGAAUUCGUACACGGACCAGCAGGGCGUUGUCAACGCUAUACGCAGGCUGACCCUUCUGGGGGGGCCGACUCCCAACACCGGGGCAGCCCUGGAGUUUGUCCUGAGGAAUAUCCUCACCAGCUCUGUGGGCAGCAGGAUUGCAGAAGGCGUCCCCCAGCUUCUGAUUGUUCUCACGGCUGACAGGUCUGGAGAUGACGUGCAGGGCCCUUCAGUGGUCCUCAAGAGGGGAGGGGCAGUACCCAUCGGCAUUGGCAUCGGGAACGCCGACAUCUCGGAGAUGCAGACCAUCUCCUUCAUCCCAGACUUUGCCGUGGCCAUCCCCACCUUCCAGGAUCUGGGGACCAUCAACCAGCUUGUCUCUGAGAGAGUGAUCCAGCUCAACCGCAAAGAGCUGGACAGAUUGCGACCAGUCCUCCCACCAAGUCCAGGUGUUGGCAACAAGAAGGAUGUGGUCUUCCUCAUUGAUGGAUCUCAAAGUGCUGGACCUGAGUUUCAGUACAUCCGCACUCUCAUCGAAAGGCUGGUCGACUACCUGGAUGUGGGCUUUGACACCACCCGGGUUGCAGUUAUCCAGUUCAGUGAGGACCCCAAAGUGGAGUUUCUGCUGAAUGCCCACUCCAGCAAGGAUGAGGUGCAGAAUGCUGUGAGGCGGCUGAGGCCCAAGGGUGGCAGACAAGUCAACGUUGGGGGGGCCCUGGAGUACGUGUCAAAGAACAUCUUCAAGAGGCCACUGGGAAGCCGCAUCGAAGAGGGUGUCCCUCAAUUCCUGGUCCUCAUCUUAUCCAGGAAGUCUGAUGACCAGGUGGAUGACUCGGCAGCAGAGAUCAAGCAGUUUGGGGUGGCACCUUUUACCAUUGCAAGGAAUGUAGACCAGGAGGAGCUGGUUAAGAUCUCUCUUAGCCCUGAAUAUGUGUUCUCUGUGAGCACCUUCAGGGAGCUGCCCAGCUUGGAGCAGAAACUGCUUACUCCCAUCACGACCCUAACUUCUGAGCAAAUUCAACGUAUCCUCGCCAGCACGCGUUAUCCUCCUCCAGCUAUUGAGAGCGACGCUGCAGACAUCGUCUUCCUAAUUGAUAGUUCUGACGGUGUUAAGACUGACGGCAUUGCACACAUUCGAGACUUUGUUAUCAGGAUUGUUCGAAGACUCAACAUUGGCCCCAGCAAGGUGAGAAUCGGUCUGGUGCAGUUCAGCAACGAGGUCUUUCCCGAGUUCUACCUGAAGACCUAUAAAUCCCAGGCCACUGUGCUUGAUGCCAUACGUCGCCUGAGGUUCAAAGGAGGCUCUCCGCUGAACACUGGCCAAGCCCUGGAAUUUGUGGCAAGAAAUCUCUUUGUGAAGUCGGCUGGAAGCAGGAUAGAAGACGGUGUGCCCCAACACCUAGUCUUGUUUCUUGGCGGAAAAUCCCAGGAUGAUGUUUCCAGGUUUUCACAGGUGAUAAGCUCCUCUGGGAUUGUGAGCUUGGGAGUCGGAGACCGCAACAUCGACAGAGCUGAGCUGCAGACCAUCACCAACAACCCCAGGCUGGUCUUCACCGUGCGAGAGUUUAGAGAGCUUCCCAACAUAGAAGACAGGGUUAUAAACUCAUUCGGACCCUCCGGAGCCACGCCUGCACCUCAGGGAGUGGAUACACCUUCACCCCCACGGCCAGAGAAAAAGAAAGCAGACAUCGUGUUCCUGUUGGAUGGUUCCAUCAAUUUCCAGAGGGACAGUUUCCAGGAAGUGCUCCGUUUUGUGUCUGAAAUUGUGGACACGGUUUAUGAAGGGGGUGACUCCAUCCAGGUGGGGUUAGUCCAGUACAAUUCUGACCCCACGGAUGAGUUCUUCCUGAAGGACUUUUCCACCAAGGAGCAGAUUAUUGACGCCAUCAACAAAGUGGUCUACAAAGGGGGACGACAUGCCAACACCAAAGUGGGCAUUGAGCACCUGCGGCUGAACCACUUCGUGCCUGAGGCGGGGAGCCGCCUGGACCAGAGAGUCCCGCAGAUUGCGUUUGUGAUCACAGGAGGCAAGUCAGUGGAGGACGCUCAGGAGGCAAGCCAGGUGCUCACCCAGAAAGGUGUCAAGGUUUUUGCGGUGGGUGUGAGGAAUAUCGACUCAGAGGAGGUUGGGAAGAUAGCGUCCAACAGUGCCACAGCGUUCCGAGUGGCGAACGUGCAGGAGCUGUCGGAGCUGAGCGAGCAAGUUCUGGAAACAUUGCAUGACGCAAUGCAUGAAACCUUAUGUCCUGGUGUAUCUGAUGUCUCCAAAGCCUGUAAUAUAGACGUGAUUCUGGGAUUUGAUGGUUCAAGUGAUCAGAAUGUAUUCGUGGCCCAGAAGGGACUUGAGUCCAAGGUGGACGACAUCUUGAAUAGAAUCAGCCAGAUGCAAAGGAUCAGCUGUACUGGUAACCAGGCGCCCACGGUGCGAGUGUCCAUAGUGGCCAACACGCCCUCGGGGCCGGUGGAGGGCUUUCCCUUUGACGAGUACCAGCCGGAGCUGUUCGAGAAGUUCCAAAACAUGCGCACCCAGCACCCCUAUGUCCUCACUGCUGACACGCUGAAGGUCUAUCAGAACACGUUCAGGGCGUCCUCAUCGAACAAUGUGAAGGUGGUCAUUCAUUUUACUGACGGGGUGGAUGGGGACCUGGGUGCUUUACAAAGAGCGUCUGAGGAACUCCGACAAGAAGGUGUCCACGCUCUGAUCUUCGUGGGCCUUGAGCGGGUGGCCAACCUGGAGAGGCUGAUGCAGCUGGAGUUCGGCCGAGGGUUCAUGUACAACAGGCCCCUGAGGUUGAACCUGCUGGAUUUGGAUCACGAACUAGCAGAGCAACUUGACAACAUUGCCGAGAAAGCUUGCUGUGGGGUCCCCUGCAAGUGCUCUGGACAAAGGGGAGACCGGGGGCUCCUUGGCAGCAUCGGGCCGAAGGGCAUUUCUGGAGAAGAUGGCUACCGGGGUUACCCUGGAGACGAGGGUGGACCGGGAGAAAGAGGCCCACCCGGCGUGAAUGGCACCCAAGGUUUCCAGGGCUGCCCUGGUCAGCGGGGGAUAAAGGGCUCUCGUGGUUUCCCAGGAGAGAAGGGCGAAUUAGGAGAAAUAGGGCUGGACGGCCUCGAUGGUGAAGAUGGAGACCAUGGGCUGCCUGGCUCUUCAGGAGAGAAGGGAAGUCCUGGAAGAAGGGGUGAUAAAGGACCGAGUGGAGACAACGGAGAAAGAGGGGAUGUUGGAAUCAGGGGGGACCCGGGUGACUCCGGAAGGGACGGACAGCAACCAGGACCCAAAGGAGAAACCGGUGAGAUCGGGCCCAUGGGCCUCCCUGGGAGAGACGGAGUGUCCGGAGGUCCUGGAGAGCCUGGGAAGGACGGCAGCUUUGGCCGAAGGGGACCAGCAGGAAAUAAGGGCAGCAAGGGCAACCCAGGCCAGCCCGGCUUUGUGGGAGAACAGGGGACCAGAGGUGCACAGGGUCCCCCUGGUCCCACUGGGCCUCCAGGCCUGAUUGGCGAGCAAGGCAUCCCUGGAUCUCGGGGAGCUGGAGGGACCGCGGGGGUUCCCGGAGAACGUGGCAGAAGCGGUCCCCUGGGAAGAAAGGGUGAGCCUGGAGAGCUGGGACCACAAGGAGGUGCUGGGAACCGUGGCCCUCGUGGGGAGACGGGAGAUGACGGACGUGAUGGUGUGGGCAGUGAAGGACGCAAAGGCAAGAAGGGAGAAAGAGGAUUCCCUGGUUACCCAGGACCAAAGGGCACUCCUGGCGAGCCUGGGACAGAUGGAGCAGCAGGACCCAAGGGGAUCCGAGGUCGAAGGGGAAAUUCGGGACCCCCAGGGAUAGCUGGACAGAAGGGAGACCCUGGCUACCCAGGACCAUCUGGCCACAAAGGAAACAGAGGAGACUCAAUUGAUCAAUGUGGCCUUGUCCAAAGCAUCAGAGAUAAAUGUCCUUGCUGCUAUGGGCCCCUGGAGUGCCCCGUCUUCCCAACAGAGUUGGCCUUUGCUUUAGACACCUCUGAGGGGGUCACCCAGGACAUAUUUAACCGAAUGAGAGAUGUGCUUUUGAAGAUUGUGGGUGACUUGACCAUCGCCGAGAGCAACUGCCCAAGGGGGGCCCGCGUGGCUGUGGUCACCUAUAACAACGAGGUGACCACUGAGAUCCGGUUUGCUGACUCCAAGAAGAAGUCUGUCCUCUUGGACAGGAUCAACAACCUUCAAGUGUCUCUGACAUCCAAGCAACAGAGUCUGGAAACUGCCAUGUCCUUCGUGGCCAGAAACACAUUUAAGCGCGUGCGGAGUGGAUUCCUGAUGAGGAAAGUGGCUGUUUUCUUCAGUAAUAAACCCACAAGAGCAUCCCCACAGCUCAGAGAGGCUGUGCUGAAGCUCUCAGAUGCUGGAAUUACACCCUUGUUCCUUACGAGCCAGGAGGACCAGCAGCUUAUCAAUGCUUUGCAGAUCAAUAACACUGCAGUCGGACAUGCGCUUGUUCUACCUGCUCAGGGGGACCUCACCGACUUCUUGAAGAAUGUCCUGACUUGUCACGUGUGCCUGGACAUCUGCAACAUUGACCCAUCCUGUGGAUUUGGCAGCUGGAGGCCAGUGUUCAGGGACAGGAGGGCAGCUGGCAGCGACGAAGACAUCGACAUGGCUUUCAUCUUAGACAGCUCUGAGUCGACCACACUGUUUCAGUUCGAUGAGAUGAAGAAGUACAUCGCGUACCUGGUCAGACAGCUGGACAUGAGCCCAGACCCCAAGGCCUCCCAGCACCUUGCAAGAGUGGCAGUAGUGCAGCACAUGCCCUACGCAUCUGUGGGGAACACCAGUCUGCCACCUGUGAAGGUGGAAUUCUCCCUGACCGACUACGGCUCCAAGGAGAAGCUGGUGGAAUUCCUCAGCAGUGGAAUGACCCAGCUGCAAGGAACCAGGGCCUUGGGCAGUGCCAUUGAAUACACGAUAGAGAACGUGUUUGAAAGUGCACCAAACCCACGGGACCUGAAAAUCGUGGUUCUGAUGCUGACUGGCGAGGUGCAGAAGCAGCAGCUGGAGGAGGCCCAGCGAGCCGUCCUGCAGGCCAAAUGCAAGGGCUACUUCUUUGUGGUUCUGGGCAUUGGCCGGAAGGUGAACAUCAAGGAGGUGUAUGGCUUUGCCAGCGAGCCAAAUGAUGUCUUCUUCAAGCUCGUGGACAAGUCGACCGAGCUGAGCGAGGAACCUUUGAUGCGCUUUGCACGGCUGCUGCCUACCUUUAUUAGCAGUGAAAAUGCUUUUUACUUGUCCCCAGACAUCAGGAAACAAUGUGAUUGGUUCCAAGGGGACCAGCCAGCCAAGAAUUCUGUGAAGUUUGGGCACAAACAAGUAAACAUCCCAAAUAAUGUUACUUCAAGUCCUACAACCAAACCGGUGACCACAACGAAGCCAGUGACCACAACAACAAAGCCAGUGACCACAACAACGAAGCCAGCAACUAUCGUAAAUCUGCCAUCUGCAAAGCCAGCCCCUGUGAGACCUGUGGCUACCAAGCCUGAGACCCAGAAGACGGCCACUGUACGACCACUGGCCGCAAAGCCAGCGGCUGCGGCAAAGCCAGCUGCCCCGAAGCCUGCCGCCCGGGGGCCAGUUGCCCCAAAACCCGUGGCUGCUGCAAAACCCGUAGCCACAAAGCCUGCUGCCCCAAAGCCUGAGGCUGCCAGGCCACCAGCAGGAAAACCAGCUGCCAUCAAGCCUGGGGGGAGGGUGUCCCGAGAGGUCCAUGUCUCUGAGAUCACAGAGAACAGUGCCAAGCUCCACUGGGACAGGCCUGAGCCCCCAAGUCCAUAUUUCUAUGACCUCACUGUCACAUCGGCCCAGGAUCAGUCCCUAGUUCUGAAGCAGAACCUCACAGGCACAGACCGCGUCAUUGGAGGCCUGCUUGCCGGGCAGACCUACCACGUCUCCAUCGUCUGCUACCUGAGGUCUCAGGUCAAAGCGACCUACCAAGGCAGCUUCAGUACAAAGAAAACUCACCAACCACCUCCACAACCAGCAAGGUCAGCCUCUAGUUCAGCCAUCAAUCUGAUGGUGAGCACCGAACCUUUUGUUGGUACUGAAACAGAUAUAUGCAAGUUGCCAAAAGAAGAAGGAACUUGCAGAAAGUUCAUGUUAAAAUGGUACUAUGAUGCAGAGACCAAAAGCUGUGCCCGAUUUUGGUAUGGAGGCUGUGGUGGAAAUGAAAACAGAUUCAAUUCACAGAAAGAAUGUGAAAAAGUUUGCGUUCCUGUACUUGUCAACCCCGGCGCCAUCACUGCAAUAGGAACCUAGACUUGGCCGGCCAGCAACACUUACCUCUUAAAGAAGAAGGAGUCAGCCAUUUCCAACUUGUCUUUGUAGAAGCUGUGGGUAUAGAUGACCUUGCCCUGUAUCAUUUCAUGCUUUGAUUUACACUCGAACUUGAGAGGAUACGUUCUGCUGCAUGUCCUAUCAAUAUGGUGCUAAAUGUGUCUGUGGACCCAAUGCUUUUUGUCUCCAGGCAGUUACAUUGUAUACCUUGAACGUUGUGUAACAGUUACCCACUGCUGGUGUUUAUGUGAACAUUUCUGUACACUCCGAUUCCUUCUGGAGUUUCAUGUUAUGCCUGUUUCAGGCAAAUGCAAGGUCUAGAAGAUAACCCUCAACUUCACAGCUACUCUAUAUACUUUCGCUUGGUUCGUUUUUCCCCCUUAAUUAAGCAUGAUUUUAGAUGGAAAGCCUGUGUAUGGUGGAUAAAAAGAGUCCAACUUUUCCAUUUUUUCCAGCUUCCUGGAUUAGAUUUCAAGCUAGUGUUCUUCUUUUAAAGCCUGUAACAAAUGAUCUAGUUAGAAUGAAGCAAAAUCCCUUAAUCUAGGUGCACUGUUGGGACCAAUGUCUUGAUUAAAGAAUUUUGACAAAGUCAUAAUAUAGAAUAUUUUUGGCAUUCCUCUAAUGUUGUAGUUUUUUUUUUUUUGUGGGGGGGUUAAUUUUAAUUUUAAAAAUUUUAGGAAAUUUAUACAAAGAAACUUUUUAAUAAAGUAUAUUGAAAGUGUU